Molecule: messenger RNA, 2970 nt
Organism: Halteromyces radiatus
Lineage: Eukaryota; Fungi; Mucoromycota; Mucoromycetes; Mucorales; Cunninghamellaceae
Product: E3 ubiquitin-protein ligase RSP5
Exons: 14
Coding region: 166-2562 (798 amino acids)
Biological process (GO): ubiquitin-dependent protein catabolic process
Molecular function (GO): protein binding; ubiquitin protein ligase activity
Source: RefSeq, a predicted model, not a curated record
UUUUUAUUAAGUGAAGAAUAGAAAGUUACCUUUUUUUUUUUCUUCAUUCUUUUUUUAUUAUUAUAUUUAUUAUUAUUAUUUUUUUUCCAUCAAACCCUUUAUUUUAUUAUCAUCCUUACAGUUUUACUUCAAAUUCACUUGGAUUCUUGAACUGAAACAUACACCAUGUCAAGUCAAACAAGAACUGUACGUCUUACUGUGAUUGCUGCUGAUGGUUUAAUUAAGAAAGAUCUUUUCUUUAAGUUGCCUGAUCCUUUCGCUGUGGUGACUGUGGAUGGUGAACAAACUCAUACAACAACUGUUAUGAAGAAAACUUUAAAUCCUUAUUGGAAUGAAAGUUUUGAUUUACAAGUCUCAAAUCAAAGUGUAAUUGCAGUACAAGUCUUUGAUCAAAAGAAAUUCAAAAAGAAGGAUCAAGGCUUUCUUGGUGUUAUUAAUGUUCAAGUCAGUUCUGUAUUUGAUCUUGAUGUUGGGGGUGAUGAAAUGCUUACACUGGAUUUGAAAAAGUCAAAUGGCAACGAAACUGUACAUGGCAAAUUGAUUCUGAAUAUAUCUACUAAUGUCAACGCUCCUAUUCGUAAUGGUACCAAUACCCUUGCUCCAGCAUCAAAUAAUAGUACCAACGUUUCAAGUUCAUCUUUAUCUCGUCAAGCCAAUGGAGAACCAUCUACUUCUUUUCCAGUUUCAUUGGAUACCACAGAAGCAGCCACAUCUUCUUCUUCAACCAAUACACCAACUCCACGAACAGAUGAAAGACAUGCUGAUUUACCGCCAGGUUGGGAAAGACGUGUAGAUCAUCUUGGUCGUCCCUAUUAUGUUGAUCACAAUAAUCGAACAACAACAUGGAAACCUCCAACAGCAAAUACAGUACAAGAUCAACAACAACAAACAGAAAGGGAACGACAACGACAUAAUGCACGAGGACUUCCAGAAGAACGAUCAAGUGCUGCUACCAGUGCCACCUCUCUUGACAAUCGACCUGCAUCUACUAUUUCUACAUCUGGUGCUUCUACAUCUACUGCACAACCUUCUGCUCCAACUUCCUCUCAUGCAUCAACGACUACACCAAGUGCACCCAAUGUUUUACCUGUUCAGAAUAAUAUGACUACUGCUGGAUCUGGUCCAUUACCAGCUGGUUGGGAAAUGCGAACUACCGCAGAAGGUCGUCCUUAUUUUGUUGAUCACAAUACUCGAACAACUACUUGGGUGGAUCCAAGACGACAACAAUAUAUUAGCACCAUUGGCCCUGGUUCCAACCUUCAAGUCCAAGUACAACCUGUAUCAUCAUUAGGUCCUUUACCUUCUGGAUGGGAAAUGCGUUUGACAUCUACUGGUCGUGUUUACUUUGUCGAUCACAAUACUAAAACAACUACAUGGGAUGAUCCUCGUUUACCAAGUAGCCUUGAUCAAAACGUACCUCAAUAUAAACGUGACUUCCGGCGUAAAUUGAUUUAUUUCCGAUCACAACCUUCUUUACGACCAGUACCUGGACAAUGUCAUAUCAAGGUUCGUCGUGAAAACAUUUUUGAAGAUGCCUAUGCUGAAGUAAUGCGUCAAGCUCCUGCAGAUCUCAAGAAACGACUCAUGAUCAAGUUUGAUGGUGAAGAUGGUUUAGAUUAUGGUGGUUUAUCAAGAGAGUUCUUCUUUUUACUUUCACAUGAAAUGUUCAAUCCCUUUUAUUGUUUAUUCGAAUAUUCUGCUCACGACAACUAUACAUUACAAAUCAAUCCUCAUUCUGGUAUUAAUCCUGAACAUUUGAAUUACUUUAAAUUUAUUGGUCGCGUGGUUGGUUUGGCUAUAUUCCAUCGUCGUUUCUUGGAUGCCUUCUUCAUUGUUUCUUUCUACAAGAUGAUUUUGAACAAACGUGUUACUGUGGCUGAUAUGGAAAGUGUGGAUGCCGAUUUCCAUCGAAGUUUGAUGUGGAUUCUUGACAAUGAUAUUACCGACGUACUUGAUCUUACCUUUUCUACAGAUGACGAUCGAUUUGGUGAAAUGGUGACAGUGGAUCUUAAACCUGGUGGUCGUGAUAUUGAAGUUACUGAAGAAAACAAGAAAGAAUAUGUCAAUUUGAUCACUGAAUGGCGUAUUUCAAAACGUGUGGAUGAACAAUUCCAAGCAUUCAAGGAAGGUUUCAAUCAACUUAUUCCUCAAGAUUUGAUCAAUGUGUUUGAUGAACGUGAAUUGGAACUAUUGAUUGGUGGUAUUGCCGAAAUCGAUGUCGACGAUUGGAAGAAGCACACCGAUUAUCGUGGAUAUACUGAACAAGAUGAUGUCAUCCAAUGGUUCUGGACUUGUGUACGCUCUUGGGAUAGUGAAAAGAAAUCUCGUUUAUUACAAUUCACUACUGGAACUUCUCGUAUUCCUGUCAAUGGAUUCAAAGAUUUACAAGGAAGUGAUGGUCCUAGACGAUUCACCAUUGAAAAAAGUGGAGAGGUUUCCCAACUUCCAAAGGCACAUACUUGUUUCAAUCGGAUAGAUAUGCCUCCUUAUCAAUCUUUCCAAAGUCUAGUAGCGAAAUUGACUCUUGCUGUGGAAGAAACAAUGGGCUUUGGUCAAGAAUAGAAAUAUUAUACAACUACUUUUUUUUUUCUUUUUUUGGUUUUACACAAUCUUCCCGUCAUACAACACCAAUAUGUUACCCUCAAACAAUUGACUCGAAUCUAUUUAGUAUAUUUUUUUUUUUUCAUUAUCAUAUAAUUCCCUUUUCCCCAUUUCUUUUUUUUUUUAUCUAGUAACAGUACCAUCUCUUUUUUUACCUUUAUUUUUCUCUCACACAUACUAUUCUUUUUUUUUUUUUUGAUUAUCCUGUUACUUACAUAUUCUUUAUCCCCCAUUGACAGUUGUACUUUCCCCCUUUUUAUUUUCUCUCUUUUAUUUGUCAAUUCGAUGAAAUAAAACAAGAUCAACAUUACUUUUUAACUUUUUUUUUUGUAGAUAUGUCUAUAUAGAAAAACAACAUGACCUAAUAAU